ACCCGCCCCACUGUAGCGACCCGUGUCCUCACCCCACCCCUCCUCUCUUGUGCUGACUUAAGACGGUGGGAUGGACGACCCUACCCGUACACACAUACACACACACCGUCAAACAAACAGACGCCUGCGCGUAAGGUGCAUGACGUUAUACCCGGCCGAGGAUCAAAGCUCCCCUGGCUCCCCGCCCCAGUAUCUGCCCUAUAUAUUCCCGGAGCUACCGACAGCCGCUACUAGAGUGUUGGCCUGCUACAGCUGGGCCGCCUGCGCUACAUCAUUCUCGCCCCUUUUGACUCUUUACGUCGAGUUGGCGUUUAUUACUGUGUUAGUGAUAGACGAAGGAUCAAACAAGUUGAUCGUAUUCUCUGCAACUCCUAUUGGGCUUUAGCAGUUAGUCCGUCAGAAGUAAGGUCUAACAGUAGUUGUUGUGAUAGUAUACAUCAUACUGUAUACCUGUGUUGUCUUCGUCUUCUAAAGGACUCAUAAUAUAAGACUGUUCGGGCGUGAACGAGGAAGAAAAAAGUUGUUGAUGUGUUUAUGAAGUGUAACUGAGAUUAUCGUAAGCUUCUGUGUAAAAGUACCGUCGAUCAAGACAUACGUCUUCGAAUAGUAAUUGUGAAAUAGUUGUUAUAGUUGUUGGGAGGAUUGAGGCAUUCCGAUAUUUUCCCCCUUCGUUUUCAGCAGAACUUUGAAUAUUUGGAGUUAAUUACCAGAGUGUGUUAUUUUUUGUUUAUACAAACAUAAAAGAGUCGCUUUGGAUUUCCUUUGUUGUGAGGAUUUUGUUGCUGUGACCCAGAUUUGGUCGUGCUGUGAUCAGUGUUGCUGAUGGCACUUAUUGUUUUGUGACCAGCAGCCAGCAGCCGAUGCUUGACACACUCUCGUUGCGAGUACUGACGUCAUUUGUAGUGCUGGCAUAACGGGUACUGGCUUGUUUCUGGUCAUCGUGUGAAGAAUUAUAUUAUUGUUGUGACUUUUCAGUUUCAAGUUGUCUACGGUCAGAUAGAUUACUGGAUUUUUUGUCUCUUUCUUCUUUGAAGGUUUACCUGUAUACGCCGGAGAGUUGUCGCCUUUUUAAAAUAACUGUUCACAGCCCCAAACGUGACGCUUCAAGUUCCUAUUCGUUGGUGUUUAUUAAGGUUUUGGAGCACUGUUCUUGUGAUCCGAAGGAACCUUGCAAGUGAUAACGAAUGAGAACUGUUUGUAGUCUUUGACUGGUACACGAGAGAAACACCCCCUUAUUCGAGAUGAACUUACAUUUGUGACUUGUUGGCGAGUACUGAACUUGCACAAACAGACACACAAAAAAGCUCCCACAAAGUGCUGAAAGUCAUCAGAGAGACGUGUGUUGCUAGUUGGCGGUGUGCUCACGAUCAGUGCGGUACCGCUGUCGUUAUCAUUCAGUGAGAGUGGAUAUAUUAGCAGUUACCCCUCCCUCGGCCGCCCCUCUCCUCCUCCCCCUCCCCCACCUCCUGAUGCCCCAGCCCCCCUGUGGACCCAGUGCCACCUCCCCCGCCCCCGCACGCCCCGCCGUCGAGAAGACGUCGUGCGCCAUCACGGCGGUGACCACUACCCUCACCACCACCAGCGUCACCACGGGACCCCUGGACCCCGCCAUACUGGCCGUCAUGCGCAAUAACAAAACACAGACGUUCCUCAGGAAGAUGGACCUUGUGAAGCGCCACCUGAUGUAUGCAGUGCGGGAAGAGGUGGAGAUCCUCAAGCAGCAGAUCGGCGAGAUGGUGGAGCGGAUCACCCAGCUGGAGUACGAGAAUUCGGUGCUCAAGUCCGAGGCCAAACCCGAGACGCUGAACAAGCUGGUGGUGCCCAGGCAGGUCACUCAGGUCACCGGCCAGCCGCCCUCCGCCACAGGCGUGGUUCAGCAGCUGUCGGGCGUUGUCGGUGGGCCAUUGUCGACGGCGACGCCCGCCCCUAGCGCUGGUGGGAUGGGUGUUGGUGUUGUGGCCGGUUCUACGUCCGUGCCGGCACAGCCGCAGCAACAACCGCAGCAGCAGCAACAACAAGGUGGUGGUGUUGUUGCCUCCGCCGCCACUGCUGCGCCUACCUCUGUGACUGUUGCCGCGGGUUCGAUUCCCGGAGGGGUGGUGGCUCAGCCUCAGGCCGGUCAGCCCACUGUCGUAGCCUCCUCACAACAAGGCACACUGCCGCCCGCACAGCAACAACAGCAACAGCAGUCGCUGGCUGCCCAGGUUCAGCAACAACAGCAACAGCAACAGCCUCCCUCUUCCCAGACAGGGCAGCCUGCCUCCCAAGUGCCCGCUCCCGGUUCUGGCUCGUGAUCUCGGCAUGGGGUUGUGGAGUGCAAAGACAUGUUAGGACGCUUUUCUCUCAGUGUCCGCACUGAAUGGAUCCGGUUUUUCACGAAUCCAAACUUAAGCAAUCCGGUUCUCCCCCGAAUCCAGAUGUAAAUCGGUUCUUGGGGAGAGAAGACCUAAAACUGGCUCGAAUCCAGUGGUAUCCGGUUCUCGGUGCGAGUCUCGGAGUCAUGAUUACGGUUCUCAUCACAUAUAGCUUUCAGAUCCGGUGCUAGGCUAUCCUUAGAUAUAUUCUCUCGGUAUAUAACAGCAGACAUUAUAAUAUGUAUAAAUUUGUAAAUUUGUAAGACUAUGAUGAGAGAUAAUACAAUCCCGUGAGAUGAGAUUCGGCUUACAGCAAAGCGAGAUUUAACCUGGACUCAACUCGCCAUGUUGUCUGAACUGAGUGUGCAGCCUUUGCAAGGCGGACUGGUUAUGUUUUAGACACUACUUAUUUAGAACAGUAGAGUUGAUUGUACUGUAUGUAGAGAGGUACUGGUGUGUGCCAUCAUUAUCAAUGCCAUUCUCACACUGGAUCAGGGUACAGUAGAAUGGGCCAUAUUACGGACAAACACUUUUCCAAAUUUCACUUUUCCAAGCUAGCUUCUUGGUUAUAUUAUUUCAUGUCUUCCCACUUUUCUGUACAUCAUUCUCUGUGACUCUUCUCCAGGUUCCACGUGGCCUUCCCCUCGAUCUCCUGCCCUAGAGAUUCCAGUCCUACUCUUUUUUUGUUAUGCAGUUGCCUUCAUUUGAGAGUAUGUCCAAUCCGUCACCACUGCUUUCUUCUCUUCUCAUCUCCGACUUGGUCCUGUCUUAUUCUGAAUAACACUUCCUCAUUGUUUACCUUGUCAGUCCAUCUGAUCCAGAAUACAUUUUUCAGACACUUUUCCAAGAAAACACGGAUCCUCUGUAUGCAAGUAUGAGAUGCGUUCUAUGCUUCACAUCAACCGGACAACAGGACUGUCAUCACAUUUAAGUUGAAAAUCCCCAGCAUUUGGUACGUCAAACGCUAAUCAAA
Aplysia californica (California sea hare) is the source of this 3327-nucleotide messenger RNA. Its product is annotated as protein bunched, class 1/class 3/D/E isoforms. NCBI's taxonomy places the organism in Eukaryota, Metazoa, Mollusca, Gastropoda, Aplysiida, Aplysiidae. Gene Ontology annotation, biological process: regulation of transcription by RNA polymerase II. The coding region runs from base 1470 to 2294 and encodes 274 amino acids. The transcript is spliced from 2 exons. The record is from RefSeq and is a predicted model, not a curated record.